AUGUUAAUCCUUACAGUGGAGGAGGCCAAGAAGAAGUUUGGCGAUCUCGAUACCAUUGUCUUGCCCAAAAACUAUCUACAAGAAUACCUCAGCGUCUCUGCAGAUGAGUGCUACGAGUGUUAUGAGUUUGUGCUCAAGCUCCGCUCUCUUUGCGACGACCCAAAACUACCGAGUCAUAGAAUCUUGGUUAAGAAAAUCACCGACAUUGGGAAGGACACCUUCUACAGUAUAGCCAAUGGUCACUAG
Molecule: messenger RNA, 246 nt
Organism: Candidozyma auris
Lineage: Eukaryota; Fungi; Ascomycota; Pichiomycetes; Serinales; Metschnikowiaceae
Gene: BUR2
Product: Bur2p
Exons: 1
Coding region: 1-246 (81 amino acids)
Source: RefSeq, a predicted model, not a curated record